UGUAAAUAAUCAAUGAUAAUAUAGUCUAAUAAUGUUUCAGUUAAUAGUGUGUUUGGUUAGUGUUUUUACCUUAUCAGCCAGUCGAGAACGUCUAGUUAUGCAUGGUAGAUACACGAGAUCUAUAAAUAACUACCAUCUUUCAAUUCCCCAUAAAGUAAACCUUGAUGGUGAGUUUUCAACAUUUAGUCUUCCGCAUUUUUACGAACAUAAUGUUGAAUUGUAUAACAAAAGGAAAAAAAGAGAGCUACUAGAUAAUACUGAAAUUAUCUAUUAUGGAAUGCCUAUAGAAGAAAAAUUAUAUUAUAUAGAACUGGAGCCCAAUAGGGAUUUUAUGCAUCCCAAUUUGGUAUUUGAAAAAAGAAAUCCGAUCAUUCCUAUUAAAGACAGAGACACACGAGGCAUCGAAACUAUGAAACUAUGUCACUAUAAAGGAAAAGUUAAAGGGAUACCGAAAUCAAGAGUAGCUUUAUCUACAUGUGACGGCUUGGCUGGAUAUGUCAUGAUUGAUGACAAGAAAUACUACAUAGAACCUGUAGAUCAGCAUGGUGCUAAUUCUAAAGGACAACAUUUACAUGUGGUUUAUGAAAGCCAUCCUGAUGCAGAUAAGAUGAAAUGUGGUACUGAAUCUCCUUGGAUACCUCCAAGCGAAGAAAAUCAACAAAUAAUGGAAAAAAGAGAGUUGGAAAGUAAAGAAAAAUACUUGGAAGUUUUAGUAGUAUGCGAUAAGUCAUUUCUGAAGUAUCAUAAGCACAGGGAAGUGGAGCUUUAUGUAAUGACCAUAAUGAACAUGGUUUCUGAUGGCUUUCACGAUGGCAGUGUGGGAUAUGAAGUUGAUGUAACAGUUGUUAGAAUAAUAUAUUUAGAAAGGGAAGAAAAGGAAAUUGAUCUGGAGAUUAACAAAAACGCGGAAUCUACAUUAAACAGUUUUGCAAAAUGGGCUGAAAAAAUAAAUGCUCCUAUAGACAGUCCCAACCAUCAUGAUAUGGCAGUUUUGUUAACACGAUAUGAUCUUUGUGGUGAAGGAGACGAUUGCGGCUUAACAGGACUUGCAAAUGUAGGCAAGGCCUGCGACAAAAACGGUUAUGCAGGUUGCAUAAAUGAAGAUGCAGGUUUGCCACUGGCUGUCAUUGUUACUCACGAGCUAGGUCAUUUGUUAGGCUCCGAUCAUGACGAGUCUGAAAACCCCUGUCCAGCUAAAGAUACCGAUAACUCGUAUUUUAUUAUGUCUCCAUAUGUUCAUUUGUUUACUAUUAGAUGGUCAAGUUGUUCUAGGAAAGAUAUUUCAAAGUUUUUUGAUGCAAAUAAAGGAACUUGCCUAGAAGACGAGCCUUCAUCUACAAUGUAUCCGUACACCAACAAAAUGCCAGGGGUUGUCUACGGUGAAGAGGAGCAAUGCAAAUUUAUAUUUCCCGCUAGUCCUGGUGCAUGCCACCCUAGAAAAGUACAAUUUUGCGAGAAUCUUUUGUGCAAAACCGAGGAUGCAACUCAGUGCAUGGGUAUGAAUGAUGAAGGUCCGGCUGAUGGUACAAAAUGUGGAGAAAAUAAGUGGUGUUUUCGUCGAAAAUGUGUAGAAAUGGGUGGAAGGCCUGAAGCCGUUAACGGCGGCUGGGGUGAAUGGCAAGCUUGGUCUGACUGUAGUAGAACAUGCGGUGGCGGCAUAGCAGUCCAAGAAAGAUUGUGCAACAACCCUGAACCGGCUAACAAAGGCAGAUAUUGUAUUGGUGAACGAAAGCGACUGAAAAUUUGUAAUUUUCAGUCUUGUCCAGAAGAUGCUCCUAGUUUCCGUCAAACGCAAUGUACUGCAAAAAAUAGCGAUCCAUAUAAUGGUCAGUUGUUAGUUUGGACUGCUGUUUGGAUAUCAUCUUUACCAUGCGCUUUAGUAUGUUCCAAUCCCCAAGUAGGAAAAGUAGUAUUAUCAAACGUAGCCAAAGAUGGCAGUAUAUGCAAUCCCGGAACAAGAGAUAUUUGCAUAAAGGGAAUUUGUACGCCCGUUGGAUGCGAUCAUAAAUUAAAUUCGGAUGCUAUCGAAGAUAGAUGCGGUAUCUGUAAUGGAGAUGGAACUCAAUGCAAAUUUGUGGAGGGGACUUUUGAAAAUGAAAUAGGACGUUUAAAUUCUGCGAAGACAGUAGUGACGAUACCGGCAGGUGCCAGGAAAAUCCGCGUCGAGGAAAAAUCCGAAUCGGAAAAUUGUCUCGCUGUCGCCGACGUCGAUCAAAAGCAUUUCUUUCUCAAUAAAGGCGGGAUGACUUCGUCGCAAGGGGAGCACAAAAUAGCGGGCAGUAAAGCGUUUUAUCGACGAAUGGGAGAGGAUCAAGAUCAGCUCCUUAUCAAUGGACCUAUAAAAGAAGACAUUGUAAUAUUGUAUUUAUAUUAUCAAAGCGAAAAUGUGGGAGUGGACUACAGUUGGGUGGAAGGAGAAGUUGACACUAACUAUGAACCAAAAUAUAGCUGGGAAAUAGGGCAAUACAGUUCUUGCAGCGCUCGCUGCGGAGGCGGAACACAGGAAGCCGACUGGAUUUGCGUGGAGGAAAAAGCCGGAAAAGUUAGUCCGAACUUUUGUAAUGGCAUCGAUAAACCGGCCAGGGAGGCGGACGUGAAAAACUGUAACGAAAAUCCCUGCGAAACUCGGUCAUUGGAGAGCAGAGAAGAUGUGGGUGAGUCACCAGAACUGGCGGAUGUGACAAAAUUUUGGAAAGACAUCUGGUCAAACAAUAUUAACCACCGCGAAAACGCUCCAUGGAUAUGCGUACAAGAACAGAAAUUACGUGGAAACCUAAUGAACCCAGUAACAGUAACAACCGAUGAUGUCAGAAAAGUAAUAUCAAAACUAGCAAACUCGAAAGCCCCAGGAAAAGACGGGAUCCAGACCUUUGGUUCAAAAGACUUACCUGUUCACACGCAUGUUUGGCAUCACAAUUUAACAGAGUCCUACAAAAACCAGAGGAACUUCCAAGUUUCCUCACAAGUGGAGUUACCUACCUUCUCCCGAAAUCCGAGAAUACCAAAGACCCGUCGCAAUACAGACCGAUCACCUGUCUACCUACAUUGUAUAAAAUUCUUUCUGCUAGCUCUUGUCUGUAAAGAACAGAUCACUAUAGAUGCUGUAAUUCUCGAGCAAGCACGCCAAAGCCAAAGAAAUGUAUGCAUGGCAUACGUAGAUUACCAGAAGGCCUUCGAUUCAAUACCUCACAGCUGGCUUUUAAAAGUGCUGGAGAUUUACAGUAUCGAUAAAACCAUCAUAAAUUUCCUACAGCAUACUAUGGCCAAAUGGAAUACUUCACUAAGUAUCAAACAUCAAGAGUCAAAUAUAGAAUCUGGAAUUAUAAGAUUGCAGAGAGGAAUCUUCCAGGGGGACUCCUUGUCUGCAUUAUGGUUUUGCCUUGCUCUGAACCCAAUAUCCGAAACACUUAAAGAGACAGGGUUCGGUUUUACCUUAAAAUUUGGAAAAAAUUCAGAAGUUAUCAGCCAUUUGCUCUUUAUGGAUGACUUAAAAAUCUACGCGGCAAACCAAAAGCAACUAGACGCUGCCAUCUGUCAUCAUCAUGACACUGAUAUUGCCAUGGACUUCGGUGUCAAAAAGUGCCAAAAAGUAACCGUUGAGAGACGAAAACUGAUUGAGGGACCUGAACUUCAAUUGAACCCAAACACAAAAAGCUGUGGUAAAGUGGACAACAACCUCACUACACUUAACCUGAACGCUGAUAACCAUGGCCACCUGUCUGUAAAAAACAGAGAGCAGUCACUUAGAGAGUGGGGCUCGAAAGCUUUGCAUGGACGUUUUUACAACGAGCUGCAGCGAGAAACGGUCGACAAACAAGCAUCUGUUCAAUGGCUCGUCGAUGGGUACUUGUUUCCAGAAACGGAGGGCUUCAUGAUUAGCAUCCAAGACCAGGUUACCGCUACACUGAGCUAUAGGAAGUUUAUUAUGGAAGAGAAUAUAACCUCAGUUUCGUGGCGGAAAUGCAAAAUAGAGUCGGAGACAAUUGAACAUAUUCUCUCAGGGUGUCAGCUACUGGCGGGAACAAAAUAUGUGGAAAGACAUGACAGAGUAGCCACGAUAGUCUAUUUAGAACUACUAAAAAACUAUUCUUUUGAAGUUGAAACAAGCACAAGAUAUUACCAAUAUAAGCCAGCGCCGGUAGUGGAGAAUACAAGGGCCAGGGUAUACUGGAAUAAAGGAAUUAUAGCUGACAAGACGAUACCCCAUAACAAACCCGACAUAACAGUAAUUGACAAACAACAUAAUAAUGCAUUCCUCAUCGAUAUUUCCAUACCGAACAAUCACAAUAUGGAUAGAAAGCAUAGAGAAAAGGUUGAGAAAUACACCGAAUUAAAACGCGAAAUUAAAGAUAUGUGGCGGCUCAACGAGGUCAAAAUUGUUCCGAUCAUCCUGACAUCAAUGGGACUGAUACCAAUAAAUUUGAAAAAUUCUCUGGAAGAUAUUGGAAUUCAAUACAAGACUUACCGUAAAAUGCAAAAGUCGGUAAUACUUGACGCAACCAACAUCGUCAGGUCUUUCUUAGAGUAG
Sitophilus oryzae (rice weevil) is the source of this 4528-nucleotide messenger RNA. RefSeq names its product A disintegrin and metalloproteinase with thrombospondin motifs 7-like. Lineage: Eukaryota; Metazoa; Arthropoda; Insecta; Coleoptera; Curculionidae. Gene Ontology annotation, cellular component: extracellular matrix. The transcript is spliced from 20 exons. The record is from RefSeq and is a predicted model, not a curated record. The coding region runs from base 32 to 4528 and encodes 1498 amino acids. Gene Ontology annotation, molecular function: metalloendopeptidase activity. Gene Ontology annotation, biological process: proteolysis; extracellular matrix organization.